AUGGGCAUGUCUCCGGUGCUCGUCGCCUGCCUCGGGCUCUCUGCGCUGCUUCUCAUCGGUGACGCGCUGCUGCGGCGGACCGUCUUGUCGCCGCUCAACGGCAUUCCGGGCCCGGCCCUCGCCCGCUUCACGUCGCUGGUGCUCAAAUGGCACGAGUUCAACGCCCGCCGCACCGCCUACGUCCACGGGCUGCACCGCCGGUACGGCCCCGUCGUGCGCAUCGCCCCCAACGAGGUCUCGUUUGCCUCGGCCGCGGCCGUCAAGGAGAUCUACUGCUCCGGCGGCAGCGGCUAUGACAAAACCGAGUUCUACGACUUGUUCAAGGUCUACGGGAAGAGAACCAUGUUUACCACAUUAAACAAAGAGCAUCACGCCCGGAAGAAGCGCAUCCUCGCCGAUCGCUAUGCCAACACCAACGUCGUCCGCCAGCCCUCUCUCGACGGCAUCGCUGAGCGGGCUGCCAACUUUGUCAAGAAGUGCUCCCAGUCCGUAGGCGGAAGCCUUGAUCUUUACGUACACCUCCACUCGUACGCCUUUGACUGCGUAACCCACCAUCUGUUCCACCCGUACGGAACAGACUCGCUCCAGACGGAGCAGGACGAGGCCAUCAUGCGCGAGGUGACGUUCGAUGAUAGCCUGCAGAACCGUCUUGUCGGAUACUACAGCCCUACACUGCACAAAGUCUUGGGGAAGCUGCUGUACUGGCUCGCCAAGCCCCGCCAGACGCCCCUGGCCGACAACUUCGUGCUCGGCACAUGCUCCAAGACGGACGCCGCGCCCUUCACGCUCCUCGACCGCAUGCAGGGGCCGAGCUCGGACCUGGACCAGCUCGACGUCGCCGCCGAGUGCCUCGACCACAUGGUGGCGGGGAUCGACACGACGGGCGACGCGCUGUGCUUUUUGAUGUGGGAGCUGUCGCAGCCGCGGUCGCUGCCGCACCAGGCGCGGCUGCGGGCCGAGCUGCUCGCUAACCCGGGCGCCGCCUUCGACAGGCUGCCGUUCCUCGACGCCGUGGUCCUCGAGGGCCUCCGCUGCUUCCCGCCCAUCCCCAUGUCGCUCCCGCGGCACGUGCCGCGCGGAGGCCGCGCCAUCGACGGCUAUGCCGUGCCAGAGGGCACCGUCGUCAGCUGCCAGGCCUACUCGGUGCACAGGAUCGACCAGGCCGUGUUUCCCAAGCCCGAAGUCUUCGACCCGGACCGCUGGUUGCACCCCGACGGCGACGCCGAGCGGAAGCGCCUGUUCUUUGCCUUUGCCAGCGGCGGCCGCGGCUGUGUGGGCAAGCACCUUGCGCUCGCCGAGAUGAAGGUCCUGCUGCGGGCCGUGUACACCAGCUUCACCACGCUCCCAGACCCUGCCAUGACUGCCGAGUCGAUGGACAUGUCGGACCAGCUCAUCUCGUCGCGUCCGCUCGGACAGGCGUGUUUGCUCGCCUUUAGCCCCGCCACCAGUCAGCCUUUGUCAACAGACUGA
Messenger RNA from Lasiosphaeria miniovina, 1470 nucleotides. RefSeq names its product cytochrome P450 3A13. The record is from RefSeq and is a predicted model, not a curated record. The transcript is spliced from 6 exons. Gene Ontology annotation, molecular function: monooxygenase activity; heme binding; iron ion binding. Bases 1 to 1470 code for a protein of 489 amino acids. Lineage: Eukaryota; Fungi; Ascomycota; Sordariomycetes; Sordariales; Lasiosphaeriaceae.